AUGGCAAUCAAUGUUAUUCUUGUUACCAAGGACAAGCAAAGGAUAGAUAAAUGGGAAAGGGUUCACCGUAGUCUUGAUGUUGAAAUUGAGGACAAGGAUAAGCUUUUUCAUUUGAACAAAGUGCUUUCUCUCGGUUUCAAUGAUCUACCGUACUACCUAAAGUCUUAUUUCUUUGCAAAGCGAACAACGGAACAAGUACGCCUCUUAGUUACGUUCUUUGUUCAUGUUUGGGGUGGUAGAGAAGUCAUCGCUGCAAACCUUGUGGUAAGGUUUAAGAAGCUUAAGCUUUUAGGUAUUGAUAAAUUUGAUGAGUUAAGAUGUGAGGAAGUGAAGGUGGGUGAGUUAUCUUGCUUGGAAAAGUUGAGCAUUCAACACCGUAAAUUGCUAGAGAAGGCACCAUUAAGCAUCGAGCAUUUGAAAAAGCUGAAAAUGCUAUAA
Messenger RNA from Dovyalis caffra, 438 nucleotides. Lineage: Eukaryota; Viridiplantae; Streptophyta; Magnoliopsida; Malpighiales; Salicaceae. The record is from the annotation of a GenBank genome assembly.